AUGCCGAGACUUUGCGAUGCUAUCAAAGAUGAUCACCGAAAGAUUGAACAAGCCUAUCGAUAUAUUCUUACAUCUACGACUCCCGAAGACAAAAACCGAUGGAGAAACGAGCUCGCUCUUGAGCUUGCGCGGCAUUGCAUAAGUGAAGAGCAGGUGUUGCUGCCCAUUCUCAAGGACCGAUUGGCGGAUGGCGAUUCACGAGGCGCCAAAAACCACACGGAUAGGGAGAGCCUGAAAGAGAAAAUUUGCCGGCUCAAAGCUAUCCCAGUUAUAGACUUGAGCUUCGAACCCGAGUUGAAGGCACUCUGGGUUCACAUGGCUGUCCACGUUCGUGAUACUGAUCACCAGGAUGUGGCCCGUCUUGAGGAGUGCCUUACCAUCACUGAGUCCGAAGAUCUGGCGCGGCAGUUUCGAGAAACAAUGUCUUUGGCACCAACCCGCAGCAACACUUCAGCCGCCAGGGGGCCCCCAUCUCAGUUAAUUACCGACUUCCUCGCCAUUAAGAGCGGGUCCAUCAAGGAUAUUGAUCCCAUUCUGCGGGGAUGUCGGUGA
Messenger RNA from Colletotrichum spaethianum, 552 nucleotides. RefSeq names its product putative hemerythrin-like protein. NCBI's taxonomy places the organism in Eukaryota, Fungi, Ascomycota, Sordariomycetes, Glomerellales, Glomerellaceae. The transcript has 2 exons. The record is from RefSeq and is a predicted model, not a curated record. Bases 1 to 552 code for a protein of 183 amino acids.